Spathaspora passalidarum NRRL Y-27907 is the source of this 1774-nucleotide messenger RNA. RefSeq lists its product as uncharacterized. Lineage: Eukaryota; Fungi; Ascomycota; Pichiomycetes; Serinales; Debaryomycetaceae. Gene Ontology annotation, molecular function: catalytic activity. The transcript has a single exon. Bases 128 to 1774 code for a protein of 548 amino acids. The record is from RefSeq and is a predicted model, not a curated record.
AAAUAUUGACAGGGAAGUAAUUUCCGCUAAUUAAAACAUAAAUAGUACAUAAACCAAAGUAAAUCCGGCCAAUCACUAAUUUCACCUUUCUCUCUCUCUCUUUCUCUUUUGUAGAACAACCCCAAUCAUGACUGUUGAAAGUUAUUCUCCUAUUAGUGAAACACAACGUAUUUUCCAAACUCUUAUCGAGCUGCCUUUAAUUCCUAGUGAAUUGAAACAGUAUGCUCAACUGAUUGAAUUUCACAACGAUCGUGCUGAAUUAAGUGUUCCAUGUCCUUUAAAGCAAACAGAAAUGAUUUCUGCAUUGAAAGCCCUUGAAGCUACUGUUGCUUUAGGUCUUGCCCAUUCUAGGUUCACUGAAGUUGAUAAUGCAUGCAAGAUCGAUUUGCAACACGCUUUAUUAUUCCUCAUGUCCACUUACUGUGCUUCUGUGGAUGGAUAUUUCAAAGGUGACAAGAAGGAAGUGUUGAAAUAUUUGAAGCCUACCGAUUUGAACCAAGCUCAAUCUGAUCCAUACCGUAGAAUGAGUGCCAACUUGUACAGAACCAAAGACGGAAGAUACUACCACAUCCAUGGUAGUUUGGAAGCCAACACCACUUUAGAAAUGAUUGGCUUGCCAACUUUUAUCAAAGGUAUGACUGAUUAUGACGAAAUCGUCAAGAUUUACCAAGACAAAUUAGACACUUUCAACUGUGAUGAAUUAGAAGCUUUGAAUGUUAAAAACAAACAAGCUGGUAUUGAAGCAUUAAAGCCAGAACAAUUCUUAGAAACUCCUCACGGUAAAACCAUCAGCAACACCCCAGAGUUCGAAGUUGACGCUUUGGAAACUUCCACUCCACCAGUUCCAUUCGCCCCCACAUCAUCCAAAAAGCUCCUUGAAGGAAUCAAAGUUUUGGAAUUAUGCAGAAUUAUCGCUGGACCAACUAUUGGUAAGAUCUUGGCUGAAUAUGGUGCCACCGUUAUAAAAGUCACUGCUGACGAUACCCUCCCAGACGUGCCAUUUUUCCAAGUUGAUGGUAACAUGGGUAAACACACUACCAACUUGAACUUGAAGAACGCCGAAGACAGAGUUAAGUUUGAAGCAUUAUUAAAAGACGCCGAUGUCGUGAUUGACGGAUACCGUGCCGGUGCUAUUGAAAAAUUAGGUUAUGGACCUAAGAAAUUAGCUGAAUUGGCCCAAUCAAGAAACAAGGGGUACAUCUACGGUUCUGAAAAUUGUUUCGGGUUCACUGGUGAAUGGAGUGGUCGUGCUGGUUGGCAACAAAUUGCCGAUUGUGCCUCUGGUGUUGCUUGGGUUCAAGGUACCAGUAUGGGUAACAACCAACCAAUGGUGCCACCAUUCCCAAUGAGUGACUAUGGUACUGGGUGUAUGGUUGCCAUUGCUAUUUUAGUGGCCAUUUACAAGAGAAAUAAGUUUGGAGGUUCAUACUGGGCUAAGUCAAGUUUAGUACAGUAUGAUUUAUUAUUAUUAAAGCAAGGUACUUACCCUGACCAAAUAUGGCAAUCACAAGUGCUUGAAAAUCCAAUCUUUGCUGACUUCUUGAAGUUACAUUAUUACGAUAGUGUUGAUAAGAUCAGUAACACUGCAUUAAAGGCUUUGCUUAAGCAACAACCAGAUAUUUUAAACAACGGUCAUUACUUCACUUCCAUGGAAAGUGAAGGGUUCAAGGGAACUAUUAGAGUUUUGAGACCAGUUUGUGAAUUUAAUAGUCUUGAAUUAGGGUACAAGUGUGUCAGUAGACCAAACGGUAGCGAUGCACCAGAAUGGUGGUAA